Molecule: messenger RNA, 978 nt
Organism: Lineus longissimus
Lineage: Eukaryota; Metazoa; Nemertea; Pilidiophora; Heteronemertea; Lineidae
Product: myb-related transcription factor, partner of profilin-like
Exons: 3
Coding region: 1-978 (325 amino acids)
Source: RefSeq, a predicted model, not a curated record
AUGGCCCAAAAACGCCCUAGAAAAACCAAUUUCUCCUCGAAGGAAAUCGACAAACUCACUGACCUGGUGCAACAGCAUUACAAAGUGAUUUCUGGCAAAUUCAGUGACACGAUUAGUUUACAACGAAAACAAGCUGCAUGGGACACGAUUACCAAGAAGAUAUGUUCAAUUGCACCAUGCAUCCGGACGAGAGAAGAAGUGAAGAAGAAGUGGGAGGACUUGAAGCAAAAGGCAAAAAAGAAGGGGUAUGAAGAAAUGAAAAAGAGGCAGGUGACAGGAAAUGUUCCAUUUUCUGAUGACGGCGAGAAUAGUGGUGAUGGUUUAAACGAUACAGAAGAGAAGAUCAUUGGCUUGCUGGGUGUAGAUCUUGUGUGUGGCCUUGAAGGUGGGGGUAUCAGCAAGCCAUCCUCCAAAGCUACGAGGCCACCACGGGAAGAAUUGGCAGUGGUUGAUGAUAAUGAUGGUGAUGAUGAUGAUGAUGAUAAUGACGUCAUCCGAAGCCCAACACCUCCUGCCAGCUUUAUGUUUCCGUCGAAAUCGAACUUUAGGGGAAAAAUGCAACAAUCCUUUGACUGGCCAAGAAGCCCAACACCACCGCGGCCAUAUUGUCCAAAACGAGCCAAGAUGAAGGUUGUCCAGUCGGUCAGAUCGAGUAAAGCAGAGGCUGCAACCGUUUCGGCAGUGGAACCAAAGGCAACCACAACGACGCCAACUUCCGAACUUCUGGAAAUUGAAAAAAAACGACUGGUGAUCGAGAAGAAACGACUGAAAGUUGACAGAAAACGACUGAAGUUAGAAAAGAAACGCUCAUCCAUGACAGAAAGGGCAGUAAAGUUGUUGGAGAUACUAGUGUCGCAGGGAAAACAAGAGCAGGAAGAUAAGCCACCCACUCCUACACGACAGAGGAAUCAAACACGUGACAGCUUUGGUGUUUUUGAGAAACUGAAAUUCAAACUGAACCUUCCUAAAAAGGACUGA